AUGAAGAGUCUUGGAAUUAAAUCUUCUCAGAUAAUGAGACAUUUGUACAACUUUACGAGGCUUUUCUUUUAUAAACCAGAAAGAAUUAAGGAAUUCGUUAAGAGGGUUGAUGAAAUGGGUUUUGAUAUGAACUCCAAGAUGUUUCUCCAUGCGAUUCGAGCUGUGAGCUCAGUGACAGUUAAGAAUUGGGAACUUAAAUUGGAGCUUUUUCGGAGUUUAGGGUUGUCAGAUGUUGAUAUACGAUCUGUGUUUCAGAGGCACCCUCACGUUUUUACCAUAUCUCAAAGGAAAAUUAAGGAUGUAACACAGCUUUUGCUUGCCACCGGGAAAUUUGAUAUCUCAUUUAUUGUUAACCACCCGGAUUCGCUUUGUUAUAGUAUUAAAAACAGGUUAAAACCACGGCUACGAGUUGUGGAAGUUUUGGAAAAUAAGAAAUUGCUUCCAAAAAAGCCGAGUUUGACAUCGCUACACAAGAUCACUGAUGAGAAGUUCUUUGAAAAGUUUGUGCUCCCUUAUUCAAAUGAAGUUGGUGAAAUAUACAUAGCUAGAGAGUUCUCAUAG
This is a messenger RNA of Ilex paraguariensis (yerba mate), 561 nucleotides long. The record is from the annotation of a GenBank genome assembly. NCBI's taxonomy places the organism in Eukaryota, Viridiplantae, Streptophyta, Magnoliopsida, Aquifoliales, Aquifoliaceae.